Molecule: messenger RNA, 511 nt
Organism: Trichobilharzia szidati
Lineage: Eukaryota; Metazoa; Platyhelminthes; Trematoda; Strigeidida; Schistosomatidae
Source: the annotation of a GenBank genome assembly
AUGACAUCGAAAACUGACGGCAUUCAACUUCUUCUACAGGCCGAAAAGAGUGCCAGUGAAAAAGUUAAUGAAGCUAAACGGCGAAAAGCAAAACGGUUGAAAGAAGCUAAAGCUGAAGCUCAGGCCGAAAUUGAAGCCGAGAAAGCAGAGCGCGAACGCCACUUUAAACUAUGCGAGGAAAAGGUACUUGGUCGUCGGUCAGAAAUAGAGCUGCAGAUUCAAAAGUUGACACAGGAGAUAAUCGACACGCAAACUAACUCAGUCAAUAUGCAUAAAGAAGAUGCUAUUAACAUGUUACUUAAUUGCGUAAUGCAGAUUCAACCUAAACUUCAUAAAAAUUAUCGCAGCGAAGCUAAAGGCUAGAAGUUUUACUGUUUUACUCUUAAAUUUAGUGAUAUACUAUCGGUUAAUUGAUUUUAUCUGUGAACAAACUGCGAAUGCAUAAUAUUUUAUCAUUUGGUCUCUACAUUAUUCUUCCUAAUAUUUAUGAUUACCUGUAAACUGUUGAGCA